Messenger RNA from Phragmites australis (common reed), 5130 nucleotides. RefSeq lists its product as uncharacterized. NCBI's taxonomy places the organism in Eukaryota, Viridiplantae, Streptophyta, Magnoliopsida, Poales, Poaceae. The coding region runs from base 398 to 4708 and encodes 1436 amino acids. The record is from RefSeq and is a predicted model, not a curated record. The transcript is spliced from 5 exons.
AAAUAGGCAUUUAUACCGAGCCCUCGCAAAAUCACAGAAAAAUAUGGUCUUCAUCUUCUCCUCCCACCCGCAGGCGGCGAAGUAGAACAAGGGAAGGCUCCAAUAAAAAAAUCGCGACCGGCGGCGGCGACGGCGAGGCGGAGUCGUAAGCGGGAGCUGCGGAAGGGAGGAGGCGUCGCCGAUCGAUCGGUCCGGCCCGGCGCGGUCGGGGGUCAAAAGCGGAAAAGAGGAGCCGCGGUAAUUUCUUCGCGCCGCGGCGCACGCAAGGAAUCCAGCGAGGGAAAGACAGCGAUGGUGCGGAAGGGUCCGGAUUCCAGCUGAGUCCCGAGCACGCAGGAGCGGCAGCGGGGAGAGGAGAGAGAGGGGACAGGCAGAGGCGGACGCGUCGCUGGGUUUGAUGAGGAAGGCUGGAGCAAAAGAGGGAUCAAUUGGAUCCAAGGGUGCGGUUGAUGUGAAUCAAUCUCCUGUUUCCGUUGCAGUAACAGGAAGACGAUCUGAUUUGAUGAUCAAAUUUUGCACUUGCACCGGAAGGUCAUCGUCGUCAUCAUUUCGCAAUAUCAAUAACACAGAUAUUUCAAUGACCUGCAAAGGCUGUACUGGUGAAUCAACAACAGACAGAGGCGGGCCUUCGUGUAGCAGCAAGCUUAACGGUAUGGGCCUGGAGCUCCCAAGACCUAUAGAUCCUGAGGUGAGAUGGAAAACUGUAAACAGAAGGCAAAGAGCCGCAAGGAGAGCAAGGACCUCCUUCUCUGGAGAGGACAGAAUGAAGGAUGAAAUAGGAUCUUUCUAUGCAUUCGGCAAUUCUACGAAUCAAGAGAUGGCACAAGAAGAUGCUCCAGUCUCUGAAUCUGAGAAGUUUGGGGUAUCCAUUCUUGUUAGACGCUUUAGUGACCCCAUGGAAAAUGUCCCUAUAAAAAAGAGAAGAUUUCAUAUGGAUUGUUCUCCAUCACCUCCACCCACUCCAUUGCUAGUGGAUCCAUAUGAAAAAAUAGUGGGCAGCACUUCUGGAGGCAUCCCAUCAUUUGAGAAGCAUCGUAAGGUCAUGAUGCUUAGAGGUGAGUGCAAGGAGGAAAAUAAAGGCCCUUUUGACGCUGAUGAUUUUUCUGGUAUAUCAAUACUAGCUGCUGCUGCUUGUGAGAGUGAGAUGGAUGGUGACAUAUUGAAUGUGGCAUGCUCAAAGUUAGCUCAUCCUCUCGAAGGAAGGAAGCUGGAAAAUACUAUGGGUAGCUCUGAGUUGAGUCUCCUACAUGGCAUGGAGGGGGAUAAAUUAAAUAUUACGGAGGCUUUACAUUGUAUUUAUGAUAGGCCUCUCAAGUCACCUAAUUCUGCUCCAGAUAUGAAGCCCUUAUUUGUUACCACACUGAAAAGCUCAGAAAAUCUUGUUGAAUCUGCAUCUGCUCCAAUGGUUAAUUGUUCGCUCUAUUCUGCAUCGAGCAGUGCAAAGAAAACAGAGAUUGCUUCUGAUGCUAAGUCGUCAAGUGUUGCAAUGCCUAACAGCUCAAGUAAUCCAGAUAAAUCUGUAGGCUGCUCGCAAGAUGCAGUUGAGCAAACCAAUCGUGCCAAUGGCACUUAUGAUUCUAGGUUACACUGGGAUCUAAAUGUUGCAAUGGAAGCAUGGGACACCAAUUGUGGUGAUGAUGAUGAUCCUACAGUUGCUACUGUAAGCGAUCGUAAUGAUGCUGGAAAUGACACGAACAAACCACAGAUAUCUCAUGAUCUUUUUAACUCAACAGAUGCUGGUGAUGUUCCUGGUCUCUCUGUUGACAAAAUUCAUAUGGUUGAUGCACUAAAAGAUGUUAAUACAAAGGAUGAAGGUGGUUUUCCUGCUGACAGUUCAUCUCACCCUUUGCACCAUCAGUCUUCCCAAAAUUUGCAGCUAAUGAAAUCUGAAUCUGUAGGGAAUGAUACCGCUGCAGAAACAAUGGAUUUGCCUGAUCAGCAGAAGAGCAGAUUUGCUUCUGUAAUGGAAUCACACCUAGGGUCUAAUCCAGAACCGGCUCUUAUCACAGAUCAUUUUCCUUUAACUGAAAAUGUGGAGAAAAUCGAUGGUUCACAUCCCCCACCUGUUGAUUGUGAAGGUUUGUCUCAUAUGUAUCCUGCAAAUGAUCAUGUUGGAGGUAAUUCAAUCCAAACAAGUGAACUGGGCUCGACAGUGAAGCCUGUGGCAAGCAGAUUAGUUUCUGAGGAAAGCACAAACCUUCCAACAGUAACUGCUUUCAAUAAAAAAAUUACUGAUUUUGGCUGGAGCGAUAAUAAAGUUGAAGAAACUUCUGAACAAAGCAUAUCUGAAUUUAAGAACCAGGAACUUUUGGAUGUUGAUUCAGGAACUAGUAAAAUGGACCAGUCAGUUAGUAGGAAGGGUGAACAUGGCACUGAUGUACUGUGUGUGCCCAAGAGCUCUGCAGAUCCAGAAAAUCUCGUUCCUCCUCCAGAGGACAACCCAGGGUCAUCUGUUUGUGAUAUGACUCAUGUGCAUGAAGAAGAUGGUGCUGAGGCAAUGAUUAAUUCUAAAGACUGUUCAAUUACUUGUGCCAACAGUAGCAGUGCAGAAACAUAUUAUAUUUCAGGUGUGGCUCCUCGGGCUCCUGGUUUCAAUUCAGAAUGCAACAAACCAGGUGUUACUGACACAGGCAGUAUUGUGGAUUCACAAGCUGCAGCUCAUAGCUACCAGAAUGGUUACGAAAAUGAGCUUGGGAAGGUCGCAUCGGAUAUUUGUUUAGAGAACUGCUAUGAAACUGACACAUCUCAUAUUAGCAAAAAUCUAGCUGGUAUUGGAGAAGUCGAUGUCGAGGAGGAUGAUUCUCAAUAUGAGGAUGGGGAGCUUAGAGAAUCUGGUGAUCGUUAUUGGGCGGAUGAUGGGUACAAAGAAGUUAAUCGUACCAACUGGCACUAUCAGGUAUCAGAUUACAAGAAUGAAGCAGCCACCCCUGACAUCCCUUCUCUCCCUAUUGACUCUGUUUCAAAGAAUGUGGGUAUUCCUGUUUCUGGUUACAAUGGAACACAAUCCAGAAAGGAAGAUGAUGCUGUUUCACCUGUCUCAUCUAAGCGCUCGUGGUCAACAAUAUGCUUAGAUGGUGGAUCUAGUGCUGGUGGGAAGGAUCAGAACAUUCAUUCCAGAGUGACAGGUGAUACUCAGAUGUAUGAGAUAAACCCAGGCCGUGUAACAGUUGGAUCUGCUGCAACAGCCAGCCAGUCUGAAAGGUGCAAUGAUGGUUUAGGUGCUGAUCUGUUAAGUAUCACAGUGAAGAAUACAGGUUGGGAUAUGCUGCCUGAAGAUCAAAGGCACUCUCAACGUGAUCCAAGGGACGGAUCUGAUUCUUCUAACCAGUGUGUUUUGAGCUUAUUAGAUGCAGCUGGAGAUGAUGAAUCGUUGCGAAAAAUGGGGCUAUCGAAUAGAGAUGUGCAACGAGUGGAGCAGCCAAGAUCCUUUGACGGACCCCACAGAAAUGAACUGAGCAGAUCUGAUGAUGGUUAUGGCUCAGGCUCAAAAGCUGAAAGGACAAUUGACUCUCAUAGAUCACAUGGUAUCUAUGAUGCAUCACGACAUACUCAAGCGGGCAGCCGGGGGGAGCAGUGGGUGGAAAAUUCAAAACAUCCUCGUUCUACUCGGCAUAAAUCACCUGAGUAUUAUAAUUAUGGCUUGUCUGGUCCAAGGAACGCUGCAGAAGCUGCUGUUGCGAAGAUGGAGAGCAAUGGUUUUGUUGUUGCACAUGAUGGCACUUUAGUAAGAGUUGUUGAUGCUGCAAAUGCUGGUCACAUGGCAAGAAGGAUGAGAAACACUUUAAGUAGUUCAUACCGCCCUUUGUCAGGACACGGUUCUCCAAUUGACAGGGAUGGAACCUGCGGGUUGUCUAGAGGGCCUGCACAUGCUAGGGAAGCAUCUGCAGAACGGCACUUUGGUGCAAAUAGUAACAGGUCUGGUCGAUAUGGGCCUGAGAUGGAGAAAGAUCAUACUACUGAUGGAAAUUUGAGUUCAGUUCGUUGCUCACUGUCCAGCAGACAACGGGGCAUCCCGACUGGGAGAGCAUCACUUAAACUUUCAUGUGCUCGCAGCAGAUCCCCUUCUGGCUCAAGGUCUCGAUCCCCACAUGAUUGGUCAUCACCAAGAAAUAGAAGGAAAAUAAUGGCAAAUGGAGGUUCAACUUUACGGAGGCAUAGUAUAUCUCCACCUAAUCACAUGACUAAAGUUAGAAUGGGUAGAAUGACUUCACCUCAGAGACAACCUGGAUAUGAUGAUCGAGCUAUGUGUUACAGCACUCCAUCGAGAAACCACACAUACUCCCAACAUGCUUCAACAUGGGUUGAUGGAAGGACCAGCUCAACGGUAGAUCUUUCUGAUCAUAAUAAAAGAUAUUCAAGGAGAAGCCCUCCUCUGAGGAUUACCUCACGAAAUGACAGAUUUGAUGUAAUGAACUCCCAAGGACGAUCAAGUUCUAGAGAAUUCUACCGCCCGACACAGGGAAGACUUCCUUAUGGCUUUGAUAGGGGAAAUAAGUAUGAUGGGAAUGGUUAUGAUCAAAGGGAAUAUGCUGAUAGAUAUGAAGGUCAAUCAGUCAAGCCAUAUGACCGGAAUGGUGCUGUAAAGCAGUUCAGAAAUAAUACUGGAGAUAAAUUUCGCACUCGACCCACUCGUAUUUCUGCUUCCAGAUCACCAGAACUACAAAGAAGGGUGAGUCCUCGGAGGCUUGACAGGAGCUUUGAGAGGUAGUUGGGAAGCUGGCUGUGAAUUUGCCUCAUAGAACUAAAAAGGAUAAUAAAGUUCCGUUGGGAUAUGAUUGGACUGGAAAAGGCAGUGUUGCAAAUCCUUGAUGGAAUUCAAUCUCUGCAAUUUCAUGGAGGACUCUCUUGGGAGCAGCACUUUGUGUUCUACUGCUGCUUUAUGUGUUCAAGCACAGAUGCUCAAAUCAUGCACUUCUUGGGAGGGGAAUGCAGAUUAACUUCACAAUUUUCCUGUUUUCGCCUGUAAAUAUUUAUAUUGGUAGUAGAAUUAUAAUCACUGCUUUCAGCUUUAUGGCUGUUCUUUUUAUCUUCUAAUAUUUUGUCACGUUUAUCCCUUGUGUUCUUUUUAAUGGGCGUUAUCCCUGUAUGAGGUCUAUUUAAGCAUAUCAAUCAAUUAAUUUUGAGCUCAAA